Vitis riparia (riverbank grape) is the source of this 2364-nucleotide messenger RNA. Its product is annotated as RNA-binding protein 39. The coding region runs from base 179 to 2008 and encodes 609 amino acids. The transcript is spliced from 14 exons. Gene Ontology annotation, cellular component: nucleus. NCBI's taxonomy places the organism in Eukaryota, Viridiplantae, Streptophyta, Magnoliopsida, Vitales, Vitaceae. Gene Ontology annotation, molecular function: RNA binding. Gene Ontology annotation, biological process: mRNA processing. The record is from RefSeq and is a predicted model, not a curated record.
GCUCCAAACUCGACCCUACACAUCGUCUUUAGCCUCGAGAGGAUUUUUCUUCUUCGACCAAUUCUUCCUCACCGUCGUUGUCGGAGAGUUGGAGAGCUCUGAGAUUCUGUUGCAAUAAAGGUUAUUUCUUGAGGGUUUUUUUUUUCAAGUAGUAGCUUGAUUGAUUAAAAGUUGAACAAUGGAUUUUGAUGAGUAUGAUUAUUUGGAGAAAACUGUUGAAAAUCCUGAAUCACAGAAAGUGAAAGAGACCGUUAAUGGGGGUGAUGAGACUGUUAAAUCAGGGGAAAAGGAGCGUAGUCGCAGUUCAAAGCAUAAGAGUGAGGACAAUGAUGAUGAUUUGGAUCGCCGUUCGAAGCGCUCAAAAUCUGGAGAUGAUUCUCGUGAUCAUGACAGGCGGAAAGAGAGGGGAUCAUCUCAUCCUCGCUCAUCAUCCCGAGAUGGAGAGAGGGACCGCCACAGGAGUAGCCGUGAACACAGAGAAAGAGACCGAGACAGAGACAGGGAUAGGGAGGAGAGGAAUGGGAAGGAGAGAGACAGGGAGAAAGACAGAAACAGAGAGCGGGAUCGUGAUCGGGAUAGGAGAGAGCGGGAUCGCGAAAGUGAGAGGGAGAGAGAGAGGGAGAGGGAAAGAGAGCGUUCCCGCAGAAGCAGGAGCCGAUCAGAAAAGCAUCUAAGUGAACGGGAUGAGAAAGACAGGGAGAGGAGUCGGGAAAGGGAGAAUAAAGAAAGAGAAAGAGAGAGGGAGAUAAGGGAGCGGGACAGAGAAACCAGGCGACAUAAAGAUAAAAAGGAAGAAGUGGCAGAGCCAGAGGCUGAUCCUGAACGGGAUCAGAGGACUGUGUUUGCUUAUCAGAUUUGUUUGAAGGCGGAUGAAAGGGAUGUCUAUGAAUUCUUCUCGAGAGCUGGCAAGGUACGAGAUGUGAGGCUUAUUAUGGACCGCAAUUCAAGACGUUCCAAGGGAGUUGGAUACAUUGAAUUUUAUGAUGCAAUGUCAGUUCCCAUGGCAAUAGCACUCUCUGGUCAGCCUCUCCUUGGUCAACCGGUGAUGGUCAAGCCAUCAGAAGCUGAAAAGAAUCUGGUUCAGUCAACUACAGCUGCAGCUGGUGGACCUGGAGGGCUUAUAGGGCCCUAUUCAGGGGGGGCUAGAAGGCUGUAUGUUGGGAAUUUGCAUUUCAACAUUACAGAAGAUCAACUUCGCCAGGUAUUUGAACCGUUUGGUACUGUAGAACUUGUGCAACUGCCUACUGAUCUGGAGACUGGACAUUGCAAAGGUUUUGGUUUUGUGCAGUUUGCACGUCUAGAAGAUGCUAGAGCUGCACAAAGUUUAAAUGGACAAUUGGACAUUGCUGGGCGGACAAUCAAGGUUUCAGUGGUUACUGAUCAAGCAGGAUUGCAAGAUAUUGGUGCAAAUGCAGGUGAUUUUGACGAUGAUGAAGGUGGUGGUUUGUCCCUGAAUGCUCGUUCUAGAGCAAUUCUCAUGCAGAAGUUGGAUCGCAGUGGCACCACUCCAGGCAUUGCUGGUUCACUUGGCUCCCCUGUGCUUAAUAACCCUGGCCUUCCUCUAUCAACAGCCCCUAUUCUUGGUGCUGCACCUGUAGUGUCGCCUCUUGUUGCUCCUCUUGUACAGGCCCCGGUUCCUGGACUUGCAGGAUUGCCAGGUGCUGGUCUUCAAGUUCCAGCUGUUACUGUUCCUUCCAUUGACACUAUUGGUGUCCCCAGCGAAUGUUUGAUGUUAAAGAAUAUGUUUGAUCCCAAAUUAGAGACGGAGCCAGAUUUUGAUCUGGACAUUAAAGAAGAUGUUCAAGAUGAAUGCUCUAAGUUUGGAACAGUGAAGCAUAUCUAUGUAGACAAGAAUAGUGCUGGUUUUGUAUUCUUGCGAUUUGAUAACACACAAGCUGCAAUAAGUGCACAACGUGCCCUACAUGGUAGAUGGUUUGCUGGGAAGAUGAUCACUGCAACAUUCAUGCUGCCCCAGAACUAUGAGGCUAAAUUCCCGGAUAGCAGAUAAGAGUGCUGGAUUCUAGAUUCUGGAUUCAUUGCUGAGUCUAAAUCGGAAAGUAGCCAGUAUACAUGUUAAUAUUGGCUUUGAAUGUACUUGCUCUGAUGUUCUGAUUAGGAUGGCCGAUACAUGUUGCAGGUCUUUAUGUAACAAAAGAACCAGUUUAUCAUCUGGGUGUUUCACCAAUUAUAACUGCCACCAAAAGCUCAACAGUGAAAGGGCGGGUUGCUUACAGAUUUCGUGAAAUUAUCACUCUCUUGUUUUUUUGGUUGAAAAAUUCAGGACUGUUUGUAAACCUUUUUGCCACUUAUUUGUUUAUUUUGCCACCAGUUUUCGAUAUAUUCUUUGUGCUAUGGACUUGCUAA